UCCCCUUUACUUUGCGCCGCACCAUAUCUCUCGUCACUCUUCCGGAAGAUGCACGCCGUCAUGCGCCAGCCGCUAUCCGUCGCAGGCCACAUGCACGCAAGCCCCAGCAGACAGUCACCUUCUGCCUACCUAGUUCGGCUCCAGAUGCCGGCCGAUAACAUGCAGCGCCGCAGCCUGCCUGACAUACGCAGCCCGGGAGGGUCAACGAUGAGGACAGAGUACGCGUGCCGGCGCUGCAGAGCGCGUAUAGCCCACAGGUCCAGUGUGCUCUCAUGGGACUUCCGAGGCGAUACCGGCAAAGCCGCACUCUUCACCGAAGCAGACAACGUCGUGCUCGCCAAAACGUCCGUGAUGCUCAUGCACUCGGGUGCCUACCGCAUCCAGAAGGCUGCCUGUGCUGUGUGUGCCGGACCGCUCGGCUGGAAGUUCGUGCGCGCGACCGAGCAGACCGAGAAGUGGAAGGAGGGCUUCAUCGUGCUCGAGCUGGCGCUGCUCGACGAGGAGGCGUUUCCGCUUACGCUCCGAGAGGAGGUGUACACUCCGAUGGCAUCGCGGGACUGGCUGUUUGCGAGGGCGCCGUCCGAGGACGAGCAUCAACGGCCGUCGUCGAGCCUGUCGACGUACGAUAGGCAGCGCCCGGUGGGCCCGCGGCACAGGCGCAAUUCGUGA
This is a messenger RNA of Phanerochaete carnosa HHB-10118-sp, 669 nucleotides long. RefSeq lists its product as uncharacterized. The record is from RefSeq and is a predicted model, not a curated record. The transcript is spliced from 3 exons. Lineage: Eukaryota; Fungi; Basidiomycota; Agaricomycetes; Polyporales; Phanerochaetaceae. The coding region runs from base 49 to 669 and encodes 206 amino acids.